This is a messenger RNA of Neopsephotus bourkii (Bourke's parrot), 1114 nucleotides long. Its product is annotated as gamma-aminobutyric acid receptor-associated protein-like 2. The record is from RefSeq and is a predicted model, not a curated record. Bases 281 to 634 code for a protein of 117 amino acids. Gene Ontology annotation, biological process: autophagosome assembly; cellular response to nitrogen starvation; autophagy of mitochondrion. The transcript is spliced from 4 exons. Gene Ontology annotation, molecular function: ubiquitin protein ligase binding. Lineage: Eukaryota; Metazoa; Chordata; Aves; Psittaciformes; Psittacidae. Gene Ontology annotation, cellular component: autophagosome; autophagosome membrane; cytosol.
GGUGGGAGCGCGCCCGGGACUGACAGUGGGAUGGAGGUGGCGGUACCCACGAUGCUGCCUGGAGCAGCCCGGGCAGAGCCGAGCGGACGCAUGGCCUCGCGUUCGGCAGAUGGUGGCACUCUCGGCUGCCACAGCCCAGCCCGCGAGCCCGCCGGAAGCGCCGAGUUCAGGUGGUUGCUAGGGAACCGACGAACCGGAAGUUCCGCCCGCCGAGCCGCGGUGUUGUUGUGGCAGGCGUCGUGACAUCGCCAGGUCCGGCACGAGCCCCCUCUGCCUCACCAUGAAGUGGAUGUUCAAGGAGGACCACGCGCUGGAGCACAGAUGUGUCGAGUCGGCAAAAAUCCGAGCCAAAUACCCUGAUCGUGUCCCGGUCAUAGUGGAGAAGGUCUCAGGAUCUCAAAUUGUUGACAUUGACAAGAGGAAGUACUUAGUUCCAUCAGACAUCACCGUGGCCCAGUUCAUGUGGAUCAUCAGGAAGAGGAUUCAACUGCCGUCUGAGAAAGCAAUAUUCCUCUUUGUAGACAAGACUGUCCCACAAUCCAGCUUAACUAUGGGACAACUUUAUGAGAAGGAAAAGGAUGAGGAUGGAUUCUUGUAUGUUGCCUACAGUGGAGAGAACACAUUUGGUUUCUGAAUGGUGGGUCCUGGCUACCGUACCAUCUUGCUGUGUCUCUUGUAAAUAGCUUAUCAUUUUCUGUAAUGACAUCCAGAGGAUUUCCUUCUAUAUACACGUAUUUGUAACUGGAUUAAUAUAUUGAUAGGUCUUGUUUUAUUAGAAUGUUAAAUUCUAAUGAAGAAGUUUUGUUGGUUUUGUGUUUUGUUUCUUUUUUCUCAUGGCUAUGAAUUCCAGAGCCUCAUUCCUUUGGAGGAUACACCCGAUGACACGGAUUAAAUAAUAAAGUAAAGUAGUUGGGCUACUAAAACAUGAAAAGAGGAAUGCAUUUAUUCUGUUUCGAGGUGUUAGUUUAAGAGAUAAAAACAUUGAAUUAGUAUUGGGAACACUGGAUUUGCUAGCUUAUCCUAAGCAGGAGCACAAUGUGAUCAUAAUCAAUUGAGCUAAUAUGUUCCUCUUUCUCAAUUAACAAACAAGUACAAUAAAAAUUCCUGUCACAAA